Rhodamnia argentea is the source of this 1591-nucleotide messenger RNA. RefSeq lists its product as uncharacterized. The transcript has 2 exons. Bases 244 to 1350 code for a protein of 368 amino acids. NCBI's taxonomy places the organism in Eukaryota, Viridiplantae, Streptophyta, Magnoliopsida, Myrtales, Myrtaceae. The record is from RefSeq and is a predicted model, not a curated record.
AGCUGAGCCGCUCGCAGUUAGACUCCCAAAAUUUGGCGGAUUCUCCUCCGCGCUAGUCCCUCUUCUUCUUCUUCUUCUGCUUCCUCCUAAUUCAAACCUCCCAUAAAAAUCAAAUCUUUUUCCGAUUCGAAUUUGAAAUCGAAACUCUUUUAAGUCUGAAACCGAAUUCCCAAUUGCAGAACUGUCACCAUUUGAUCUUCUUCCUCUUCCUCACCUCCUCCUCUUCUGCGAAACCCUAGAAAGAUGAAGGCUUCCCUCAAGUUCCGCGAGGACCAGAAGCCGCUGAUCCGGGCCAAAGUCCCCCUCAACAUCCUCGGCCUCCCCUUCCAGUCCGGCGUCGUCGCCGGCGAGUCCAAGGAGCUCGCCCUCAACCUCGGCACCUUCUUCGACUCCGGACCCGCCCUCCGCGUCUCCUACCGCCCCAACGACUCCUUCAACCCCUUCUCGCUCGUCGUCAAGACCGGCACCGGGCCGUUCGGCUCCCCGAUCGGCAGCUCCAUGUCCAUGUCCGCUGAAUUCGACCUCGUCCACCGAGGAAACCCCCGGUUCAUGCUCCACUUCAGGCCCGCCUUCGGGGACUUCUCCAUCAAGAAGUUGCAGUCCUCGGAUAAGUUCGCGAAGCCGGGGUUCCGGAACGGCGCCGUCGCGGACGACGAUUCGACGAUCGAGGUAGUGGAGGCGCCGGCUGCGGCAAAUGGCAGUUUUGUGCCGGAGAACGUCACGUUCUUCGGGAAGAGGAUAACGGCUCUGACGCCGGACUCCCCAGCGGGGAUCUUAUCGAGCGUGCUGUCUGGAAUGGAGGUGGCGGCCAGGACUGCGGUGCCGGUGAGGAGGAACACCGCUGUCAGCUUCCGCUGGGGAGUUAGGGUUCCGAUGGAGAUGGAGGCCGGGGGCGUUCGUCCGGGGUCGGGUAUUAAGCUGAUGAAGAUUCCGUUCCUGGUGAUGAACAAGAUCGGGAUUGAGCACGUGGAGGGUACAGAUUCCAAGGAGGCUGCUAAGGUGGCCCCGGAACUGAAAUUUGCCAGCAGGGUGGACGUAGCAGAGGCUUGCUUCUCGAUGAAGCACCAGCUGGAGAUGUUGCAAGCCGAGAAUGGGUCCCUGAAGAAGGCCAUAGAGGAUCUCCGGCAGGAGUUCUCGGCGAGGAAGUUGCAUUCACCAGCUGCUGGGUUGGAUUCAGGGAAGUACAGGGAGCUUGAUAGGAAUGGAAACAAGCAUUCCACUGGUAAAGUUGAUAGUAGAGGCAAUGGGAAGAAACCAUCAAUGGAUUCAAGUGCUUAUUCUGGGAAAUCAAUGGAAGCAGACGUGGGUGAGGAAUUGAAGAAGGCAGUAAGGGCAGCUUCUGGCGCUUGAAUUCGUCGACAUAUAUGAGUGAUUAUAUAUCUGCAGUUUUCAGGACUUUGUUCUUUUUGAAGAUUUCUUUGAAUUAGCUUUUGGCAUUUUGGUUUUCCGGGAAGUGUCUAUUGUAAAUAGGUUUAGAAUAAUGUUCUUUUUGGCUAUUGAAUUGGAUAGAUGUUUUCUGGUUCUUCAGGUUGCUUCUUUCAUGGUUCGCUCGUGGGGAAUAAAUAGUAAUCACCCAUUUUCUUUCCUGUAA